Messenger RNA from Acipenser ruthenus (sterlet), 3438 nucleotides. Its product is annotated as potassium voltage-gated channel subfamily V member 2-like. NCBI's taxonomy places the organism in Eukaryota, Metazoa, Chordata, Actinopteri, Acipenseriformes, Acipenseridae. Gene Ontology annotation, biological process: protein homooligomerization; potassium ion transmembrane transport. The transcript is spliced from 2 exons. The coding region runs from base 1100 to 2653 and encodes 517 amino acids. The record is from RefSeq and is a predicted model, not a curated record. Gene Ontology annotation, cellular component: membrane; voltage-gated potassium channel complex. Gene Ontology annotation, molecular function: delayed rectifier potassium channel activity.
AUCAUAAACGAAUCAUUAGUGAAAACUUGUUUUACUAUUUUUGGAAGAUGUUUAUCAAUAUGUUUAUGAUUCUAACAGUGGACAGCAAGAUUUUGUAUCCAAGAUUUUAACCCAAAAUGUACCUUUACGUUAAGUUAAUUCAAUGAGAUAUAUUCUAAAAUCUAAUAGCUAAUACAAACCUAAAUAAAUGCAUCCCUACAAACAGCACCUGAUGCACUCCCCCCUAUAGCAGAUUCAUGCCUGCUACAUGCAAAACCAGCACACACUUGAAGAGACUGACCACAGCAAACCCUGAGGGGAGAAGAAUGUGACCAUAUCCUUUGAAGACAUUGAGAAAGACUUUGUAGUUAAAAUGUUUGCAAAGGGAAUGCAAAAGUUUCUUUUGGUAGUACUGCAUGUUGUACCGUUAUACUUUUUAUAGGCAGCUGGAUGCUUUGCAUUGCUGUGUUGAAACCCCCCCCAAAAAAUGUCAAAACAGAACAAAGGACCCGGAGGCAGUCAAUGCUGAGUAACAGCAGGGGUCAAAACAGACCCUGACACUGACUCGUUCAAUUGCUGCUCAGAAUGUUCACAGUGAACUUCCUAUAAUAUCAAUGUAAAAUUCCCUUUAGAAAUUGUGUUUCCAUUCGGAAGAAUGCGUGCUAAUUCUUUAAGGUGAGCGGUGCAGAGCUCGGUAAGAUGAUAAUAGUCUUAAGAAGUUAACAGCUGCCUCCCUGGUUCCUGGAACCAAAUCCUUAAGUCAGCUUGACAAUAAUCCUCACGGACUUUAUUUAUAACCGUACUUAAGAAAAUGGCAUUUGUGGGAUUAACCUCGCAGAAGGGGAAGGGGGCGACAUCUCCCUGCUACUCAGCACUGAAGCAGAAUGGUUUCUCUUCUUGCAGCCACAAGCUGAGCCAACAGCGAACCUGAGGGCAGGGUGAGAUCGAGAAGGGGCAGAACUGCCUCUACAAAUAAAACUGCAACAGUGAAGAAUUCAAUCUCGUGCUCUCUUGUUUUCAUAAGAGAAGUGCAUUAGAAUUACAUUCUUGUUGUUUUAAGUAUCUUGGAGGCAAAAAAAAAAAAAAACAAUAAAAACUGGCGACUCCCAGAAGAAACACCAUGAAGAAGCUUCAAAAGAGACGCUCCAGCCUGUUUGCUAACCUGAAGAUCGGGGACGUUGGCAGCUUCUCGCAGAGCCUUGAGGAGGACGAUAAUGCUUUCCCCUUCGCUCUGGACAGCUCCGUGAAGCAGUGGACCUCCAUGAAGGAUCUGGAUGAAGCUGACAAAUGGGGUGGAGAAGAGAACGAGGAGGGGUGUGAAGAGGAUUGUGAGGGUCACGGGCGCCGCAGUUCCCCUCGAGCUAAGCAAAGCGUAGUAAACCUCAACAUUGGAGGCAGGCAUUUCAAAAUCUCCAGCAGGAUGGCAGCCCGUUAUCCCUGCACCCGCAUCGGACGCCUGGCCCUGUGCAGGGACCCAGUGAAAAAGCUGGCUCUGUGCGACGACUACUCCGUGCUCACAAAUGAGUACUUCUUCGACCGGGAUCCCACCUUUUUUCACUACAUCUUCCACUUCUACCGCUGCAGUGUGCUGUGGAUCAUGGAGGAGCUGUGUCCGAUGCAUUUUGAGGAGGAGUUGGAGUACUGGGGUCUGCACAUAAAGUAUAGUCCCCGCUGCUGUCGGAUCCUCUUCGAGGAGAAGACAGACGAGAUAACGGACGACCUCAAAGUCCAGCGAGAGCUGCUGGCCCAGGUCGAGCCGGAGAACGACGAGAACUUUGAAGGCAUGUUCCUGGGGAAGCUUCGGAAGAACAUCUGGAACCUUGCAGAGAACCCUUACUCCUCCACCUGGGCCAAAGCGUUUGCCAUUGUGGCCAGCAUCUUCGUGCUUCUCUCCAUUGUGACCAUGACCCUCAACACGGUGGAUGAGAUUUCCAGCGGGAAGGCUUACAUCAACCAAGUGGAGACCAUUUGCCUCAUCUUCUUCACUGUGGAAUACCUCAUGGGGCUGGUCUCCACCUGCAACAUCAAGAAGUUCCUGCUCAGCCCCCUGAAUUUUGUGGACCUGGUAGCCAUCUUGCCCUUCUACGUCCAGAUAGCCUUUGAGAAAAUUGCUAUCCAGAUGGACAUGGACUUCAAUGAGGACCUGGAGACCAUGGAGCAGGUGAGGAAGUCGACCAAGGUGCUGAAGAUCAUUCGGCUCAUGAGGAUCUUCCGCAUCCUGAAACUGGCACGCCACUCCACGGGACUCCGAGCGUUCGGCUUUACCAUCCGCCAGUGUUACCAGCAGGUGUGCUGCCUCUUUUUGUUCAUCGCCAUGGGUAUCUUCUCCUUCUCCGCGCUCAUGCACUCUGUGGAGCACGAUGUCCCCGGCACCCCCUUCAGCAGCAUGCCUGACGCGUGGUGGUGGGCUGCGGUCAGCAUCUCCACAGUGGGGUACGGGGACACUGUCCCGGAGUCUGUCCUGGGCCGCAUCGUGGCGUUCGGCUGCAUCUCCUUCGGGAUCAUCCUGAACGGCAUGCCCAUCUCCAUCCUCUUCAACAAGUUCUCGGAUUACUACGCCAGGCUGAAGGCGCAGGAGUGUGACGCCAACAUGAAGCCGCGAGGCAAGAUCAGGCUGCGGCAAAGGAUGCUGGGUUGUCUGUCCGAGUGUUGCAGACCCCAGACCCAUGACUGACGACGAAUCCUCCAGCGGAUCUGGGGGGGCGCUCCUGAAGGACAGUGCCUGUAUAAGCACAGGGGUGUCCUUUCUAGACUGGAGCCUCUACUAGACUCGGCAAGUCCUAUUAACACUGCAGUUUCAAGAUCUGGGUCUGUUUUUUAUUACUGUAAAUCAGACAUCGUAGGCAAUGCCAUGUAUUCUGCCUUUUUUAAAAGGAUGUUCUCCCCACCCCCAUUAUCUAUGAGCACCACACGUCAAAAUGAUCUGAAUUCGUUCCUCUUUCCUUAACGGGUUUUCCCCAACUGAAAGAAACUGAGAGAUCACCAAUAUCCCUGACUUAGGGGACACCCUGUCAUUUGAUAUUCAUGAAACUUUCCUAGCUUGAUGGUUAGGAAGCUAACAACAGUUACAACCAAUGUUGUGAAUAUUAACCCCUAUUUGAUAACCCCAUUUGUAACAUUAUAAAUCUCCUAUAGACUGGAUCGGAUUCUGUAGAAUGAAGCAAGACAAACCCCAAACUAAUCUCUUUGCGUGUGCUGACUGGAGGGGUUUUAGGUGGAGCUUCCUUGAACAGCAACAACCAAACACAGUGUUUGUUCAGCACUUUCUCUUAACGGGUCAGUGCUUUUAGUUCCCUGCUUAGCGCCCACUUCCUGUUUGUCUGUGAACAGAAUGCUGCAUCUACCAUACUAACUCCCAUUCGUCAUGACUGAGGGUUUACGCUUAACAGAUGUCUGACUUGAAUGGACAGGUUUGAUAAGAAGGCUGUUGUACAAAGUAAUAUAAUGAAAUUGCAUAAC